Molecule: messenger RNA, 2076 nt
Organism: Branchiostoma belcheri (Belcher's lancelet)
Lineage: Eukaryota; Metazoa; Chordata; Leptocardii; Amphioxiformes; Branchiostomatidae
Product: tRNA (guanine(26)-N(2))-dimethyltransferase-like
Exons: 17
Coding region: 115-2061 (648 amino acids)
Biological process (GO): tRNA N2-guanine methylation
Cellular component (GO): nucleus
Molecular function (GO): metal ion binding; RNA binding
Source: RefSeq, a predicted model, not a curated record
CCCUCUAGCGAUAAGUAGAAGAAUCCCAGUCAAUAUCCAAACAAGAUGGCUGCGCGCAUGGGAUUUUGAUCGCCGGAAAGACUUUUCUUUUGAUGUGCUCAGGUACAAUUUUCCAUGUUGACAAGGUUUAAACCUGCAGUCACGAUAUCAUCAACCAAACUUUUCUCCCAGAACCUGAGUGGGUGUGCUAGUCUUCUCAAACCAGGACUCAAGAAGUUACUGUACAAGAGGAAUAUCCCUGGCAAUUCAUUUUCAGGAAGUAUGGCUACUAAGACAGAGCAAACAUCACAAAGAACUAGCACUGAACCUCCCUCUGACUCCAAUGGUACAGGCCAAAGUGACCACACCACAGCCAGUCCUUCAGACUAUACCAUUGUAAAAGAAGGGAAGGCAGAAAUCCUGUUUCCCAACAAGAAUAAGGUGUUUUACAAUCCUGUACAAGAGUUCAACAGGGACCUAACUGUUGCAGUUAUCAGCUUAUUUGCUGAAGAACAACUGAAGAAGAAAGGACUAUCUGUGGGUGGAAUAGGUUUGGAACAGUCAGACAAAGAAACAACGACAGACGACCUCCCAACAGUGGACCAGGACCCUACACACAUGGUACAAGCAGGGGACAAAUGUCAGGACGGCCUUACUGUUCUGGAAGCCUUGUCGGCGACUGGUCUCCGUGCUAUCAGGUUCGCCAAGGAAGUUCCGGGGAUCCGGGAGAUCGUGGCCAAUGACUUGUCACGAGAAGCCGUCAGCUCCAUCCAGAAGAACAUCACGCAUAACGGCGUGGACGACUUGGUUGUGGCUAACCAUGCAGAUGCCAGUGCCUUCAUGUAUGAACACCGCGGGAAGCAGGUCAAGUUUGAUGUGAUUGACCUUGACCCCUACGGCAGCCCGUCAGCAUUUCUAGACAGCGCUGUGCAGUCAGUCAAGGACGGAGGUUUACUGUGUAUCACAUGUACUGAUGCUGCUGUCAUGUGUGGGAACGGCUCUGAGACCUGUUGGACCAAGUACGGCUCCAUGUCACUUCGAGCCAAGUACUGCCAUGAGAUGGCCCUGCGGAUUGUCCUGUCCUGUUUGGAUCGCCAUGCCAACCGCUAUCAUCGCUACAUCGUGCCUCAGCUCUCGCUGUUUGCUGACUUCUACUGCCGUGUGUUUGUGAGGGUGUACGUUAGCCAGGCACAGGCCAAGAGAUCUGCUAGUAAACAAGCCAUGGUGUACCAUUGUUCCGGCUGUGACACCUUCAACGUGCAGAGGAUUGGCAGAAUUGUGGAGAAAAAUCGCAGUGUGAAGUUCCACCCAGGCAACGGUCCUCCAGUGGGACCUGCGUGUGAGCACUGCAGCGCCACACAUCAGAUUGGAGGCCCCAUCUGGGCAGAGCCGCUCCAUGAUGCAGGGUUUGUCCAGAGACUGCUGAGCUCCGUGGAGAACUCCGCAGACAGGUUCAACACUGCCCAGAGGAUGGUGGGCAUGCUCAGUGUCGUGUCAGAGGAGUUGCCAGACUGCCCGAUGUUCUACUGCCUGGACAAACUGGCCAGUGUGGUCCGAGUCAACUGUCCACCUCUGCUGGCUGUCAGGUCUGCCAUCCUCCAUGCCGGGUACCAGGUGUCCCUGUCCCACACCUGUAAGACAGCUGUCAAGACAGAUGCACCUCCACAUGUCAUCUGGGACAUCAUGAGGGGCUGGGCCAAGCUGAACCCAGUAAACCCAAGCCGACUUUCAAGUGAUGCAGUAGCCUCUACUAUACUGGGCAAAGAACCAGGUAUUGAGGCCAACUUCACUAUUCGAGCAGACGCCAACCCUGCGUCUCGACAGAAAGGGCUGAAGAGGUUUCAGGAGAACCCUAAAUACUGGGGGCCCAAGGCCAGGGCUGGUCGAGGUGAGGAGGCUCAGGAAGACAGGAGGAAAAGAUUGCAGGGGAAACGACAGCAGGAACAGUUGGACCUGAAACAGUUCCCCUGUAAGAGGUUCAAACAGGGCCACUGUGAAUAUGGGGAUGAGUGCAGAUAUUCUCAUGAGCUUGGAGACCAGGAAAACACCACUUCCUCAACAGUAGAACAGGAAAAAGAAUGAGUUUCACGUUAAAAA